Messenger RNA from Hepatospora eriocheir, 396 nucleotides. Lineage: Eukaryota; Fungi; Microsporidia; Hepatosporidae. The record is from the annotation of a GenBank genome assembly.
AUGAACAAAGAACAAGAUUUACAAGAAUACAUUUACAAAAAUUAUGGAACUAAACAACUACAACAAAAUGAUAUACAGAAAGUAAUAAGAUAUGCUGUAGAUCUCAACUUAAUAAAGGAGUUAGACAUAAAUAUAGUUCCUCCAAUUGGAACCUCUGAUUUGUACAACAAAAUAAUUGAAUGUAAGAAAAAUAAAGAAAGUUUAGUUACAAUUACAACACCUUUAGACAGUAGAUUAACAGAUGUUCAAAAGGUAGAGAAAAUAAUGAAAACAUUUCUUAAAUAUGAAGAGACAAGAAGGAGUAAAAGAACUGUAAAUGGUUGGUUAGUUUCAAUUAUUUUAUCUCUAAUCAUUUCUAUUUAUUUACAUAGAAAUUAUAUAAGAGAACCUUUUUAA